AUGAUCCAUUCGAUCCUGUGCUUGGAUCCGAAAGGUGCCAGGUUCAUCAUGGCUUCGCCUGUGUGCAGCAGCUGGGUAUGGAUCAAUCGAGCAAUCAAUAAACGGAGUUUGACGUGCCCCCUUGGAGAUGUCAGCAACAUCAACAUCACCCAGGCCAACAAAAUGGUUUCAAGGACAAUGAUGUGUCUGAUGUUGGGGCUGUGGAUGGGCGGCAACUACAUCUUGAUAGUCCGGCUGCGUGGCCAAUGUUCGAUCAACACUUAUCUUGGAGCCUGGAAGCACUGGACUGCAAAGCUGACAUCUUUCUACUCCAACAAGUGUUGGGUCGGAGGCCUCUACCGUAAACUGACCCCACAUCGCCGAGAAGAAAUGAUGGAUCGCCGUGGUGAACUGAAUAUGGGGCCCACUCAUGUCCGAGAUGCAGACGGCAAGGUGACGGGAACUCCGUAUCUCCGGACAUCGCAGAGCCUCGAUCGGUUUGAGCUGUUCUAUGGCGAGCAUGGAAGUGUAGACCUCGGUGAUACCUGGGACGAUGCUGCUUGGUGCAACAUAUCUUGCAGUUAA
This is a messenger RNA of Symbiodinium sp. CCMP2592, 564 nucleotides long. Lineage: Eukaryota; Dinophyceae; Suessiales; Symbiodiniaceae. The record is from the annotation of a GenBank genome assembly.